This is a messenger RNA of Quercus lobata, 899 nucleotides long. RefSeq names its product Bifunctional inhibitor/lipid-transfer protein/seed storage 2S albumin superfamily protein. The transcript is spliced from 4 exons. The record is from RefSeq and is a predicted model, not a curated record. Gene Ontology annotation, molecular function: lipid binding. The coding region runs from base 100 to 726 and encodes 208 amino acids. Gene Ontology annotation, biological process: lipid transport. NCBI's taxonomy places the organism in Eukaryota, Viridiplantae, Streptophyta, Magnoliopsida, Fagales, Fagaceae.
ACCAAAUUCACAAACCCAACUUUUCUUUGCUCUCUUAAAACCUUUAAUCCCUUCCAUUUCUCAAACUCCUAUACUCAACAUCAAGUAACAUAUUUCACAAUGGCUUUCCCUAGUUUUGUUCCAAUGUUGGCACUGAUUGUGGUCUUGAUUAUUCCAGUUUAUGGGCAAAUCAAUAGCCCAUGCAGUGCUUCAAUGAUUUCUAGCUUCAGUCCUUGCAUGGGUUUUGUAACAAAUAGCAGUGCCAAUGGUACCUCACCAACUGCUGACUGUUGCAACUCUCUUAAGUCCCUCACAAGUGGUGGCAUGGGUUGUUUGUGCCUCAUUCUAACUGGAAAUGUUCCCUUCCAAAUACCCAUUAACAGGACCAUGGCCAUUUCUCUUCCUAGUGCUUGUAACAUGGCUGGUGUCCCUGUCCAAUGCAAAGCCUCUGCUUCACCACUUCCUGCUCCAGGUCCUAUCUCACUUGCGCCAACACCUCUUCCUGAAGCCUCUUCUCCUAGUCCUAAAGCUUCUUCUGUCACAGAACCACCCACAUCGCCUGCUCUGGCACCGGAAGCUGACACAACACCACUUUUAACACCUCCAUCUACAACAAGUUCUGAAGCUCCAACUGCUACUACUGGGAGCCGUCCGGUUCUGACCCCAUCUUCUGCCAUGCCCUCUCACAGUCUCUCAUCAUCUCUUCUGCUAUUUGCAUUAGGACUGUUUGUUAUGAGCUACUGCUAGGUCCCUGGCAUACACUUUAUAUCGUUUGAUAAGUAUUAAUUUUGAGUGUGGUACUAUUGUUUUGGGCUUGUUUAGAUUAUUGACAGCCCUAUUGGAUAUUUAUUUAAUUAUACGAGAUUGCAUUCUUUGUAAUAUACAUGUAUUGGUGGAAAUAAAGGUUUGGUUAUGCUUUA